Molecule: messenger RNA, 2048 nt
Organism: Sitophilus oryzae (rice weevil)
Lineage: Eukaryota; Metazoa; Arthropoda; Insecta; Coleoptera; Curculionidae
Exons: 7
Coding region: 54-2048 (664 amino acids)
Source: RefSeq, a predicted model, not a curated record
UUUGAAAUAUUAAAAUCAGAAUUUACUGCUGUGGAAUCUAGUGAUGUUCUUAUAUGCAAUUGCUUUGUGAUGCUAAUGAAACAUUCACCUCUGUGUGGACUGCCACCCAGUUAUCUUCGAGAACAGUUUACUUUAUGAGUAAAUUUUGUCAGGAUGCUAAACCAAAUGAUCCUAGAUCUGUACAUAAUGAUGUGAUGGAGACUGUGUUAUAUUUCUGCAAACAUACUGUCGAAGAUAACAGAAUGUCUUGUAUAAAAUUUGGAGAAGACGUUUUCUAUGCAUUAUUACAAUUAUAUAAUGCAAGUGGCCAUGAAUCUGCAGUGAAAGAACGGUUCUUGGACUUUUGUCUGUUACAAAUGACCAUUCGUAAUCCUGAUGGAGUAGUAGAAGGAGACUCGCAAGCUUUAGCCUCCAGUUGGGAUCUCUGGAAAAGAUGUAUAAGAAGCAUACUUAUCUGUAAGUUCAGAAAUUUAAUUAAGAAAAUUAAAAAUACGUUGAUUUUCAUACCUCAUGGAAGAUCUACUCUACUCUUACAAAGUUUUGUUUCUCUAUUUGUUGAAGUUAGCAAACAGUUGCUUAAUUAUAAGGAACAUAUACCUUCUUCUGAUCCUUCAGAGCAUCCCCAGAAGAGAAUAAAACUUGAGAUGACUUUUGAAUUUUUUGUUCAAGAAAUUCAAGCGACUAAAAGUUGGAUCUGGAUUAAACUUACUGGUGCUUUAUUAGACAAAUAUCCCGAAGUGAUCGAUGGGAAUCUAUUUCUACAGCUAUUAAAACUACUUCAUUCUCUGCAGUGUGAAGAAAAAGAUACUAACACUACCAAUUACAUAUAUGAAUGUCAAGGAAUACUGAUAGAUGUACAGAAUCGGUUGAACUUUGAUAGCAAAGAUGAAAUUGAUAGUAUCUGGAGGCUUAUAGGGGAAUCAACUUUGAGCGCUGUUGGAUUGAAUCAGAGCAUCGAAGAAACACAAAUAUUACUUCAAAAAUUGAUUAAGAAUAAUUAUAUUGACUUAGAAUCGGCUGUUCAAAUAUACAAACCAGGUGUUCUCACUGUAACAAAAUACCAUUUAAGCACUACAGAAAGAAUACUGGAACAAACCAAUUUUGCCGAGUUAACCAAGGCUAAGAGAAUUAAUUUUCUUCAUAGCUUGCUUAGCUUUGAAAAUGUUAAGGAUCCUAAAUGUUUUCUAGAGCCUAAUUUUGCUAAAAUUUUGGUAGCAUUAAUCCUGAAACAGUAUCCUGAUGGUGACAUAAAUAUUCCUAAAGAAAGAUGUGAUAAAUUUCUAGAGUUAAAGACUCUAUACGCUAAAAGUAGUUUUAGUUUAAAUCAUUUACUACUAGAAGAAAAUAAAGAUAAAUCUAAAGAUGCCACAAGAAUAUAUAAUACAGAAAAUGAGAUAAUCGAUUCUGUUUCUCACUACAUUGAAACCUUGGUGCAGAAUUCUAAUUCGAAGAAUACAGGAUGUAGAUUAUGUAUUUUUGGUCUUCUAUAUAAUAUUCUAAACAAAUUGAUAGAGUACAAAAUAAUCACCGAGGAUACUAUGGAAGAAAAUGAAAUAUUUGUAAUUUUAAAACGGAUUAUUAAUAAAGAUAACCUAAUUGAAGAGAUAAUGAAGUAUCAAAAACAGGAUGUUAAAUUGUUGCGGGAGGUACUUGAAGUGGCCUCAAUACUUGAUACUAUUUGGUCCAUAAGGAAUCAUAUAACUGACUCUGUCAAAAAUGUGUUUUCCUUGCCUUUUCUUCAGGCGCUUUUUGAAAUUGUGAACUUCUUACAGAGCGUAAAACGUAAAUUGACCGAGAAAGAGUUGGAUUGGCUCAUAAAUCACCCUUCGGAUAUAGAAUCGGAAGUUUCGGAAGAGGAACCGUUUCCUGGUAGCGAGUCUGAGUAUGAAGCCUCAAGUCACAGCUCAGAUUCUGAAGAGGAAGUAAACUCGGGCUCAAAGAAAAUAAAACGCGCAAAACUAAAUGAUAAUUUAUCAGAAAGUGAAGAUGAACCUGAUGUAGAUAACAACCAAACUUCUGUGCAAGAUAAUGAUAAUGUAAUAAAUUAA